CUUAUGUAAAAGGCUUACACCUCAUAAGACAAUAACUGUCACCUGGAGAAGAAGGUGGCACUAAUACUCCGGAGGUGUCCGAUUAUGCGUCAGCGAGGCGGACCAGUGCGCGUCUGUCCGAGCUCAUCCGGCACGACAUGGACACAGCAGAUAUCCAUUUAAUUAAACAUGACCUGAGGGGGAAGCACCAUGCACCGCUGACUUCUCUGCAGACAGGCCGGCUGCAGCCUCUCAGCUGAAGCAGCACGGGACAAGGCACAUCAUCUAUGGAGAUGGACUCUAAGGAAACUAUAGUGGAUUAUAUCAACAACCUAUAAAGACAAGUCCACAGUUCAAUCAUGGAGCACUACUUUUUGCCAGCGUUUUUUAAAUGAUUGUUUGUUCAUUCAACUUUGAGUUUUAUUCUAUGUCACAAUUUCUAAUUCGGAUCUUGGCAUUCUUUUAUUUAGCCUUGUUUAUGGUCUGAAACUGGUUUUAAUGAAGAUCAGGGAUGGUACCUAAAGUUGCCUGCUUCAGUGGGGACCAACUCCAGUAUUUGAUCAUCCACUUUGGACCAGCAAGAGCAAAAAAAGAGUCCAGUUCCCCACCAGUCUUGUUCCCCACCUCCGUUCCCUAAAUCCCAGGCUGCACCUCUUCCAUCCUGACAGUGGACCCCAGGUAUCCUCCUGUCUGGAUGACUAAGGGAAGAAUUGCCAGGACCAUAGCAUGGCUCGCUCCUCUCACCCCUCUGGCUUGGGGGACAUGACAAAUGGAGGAGGGCACCCCCGCUUCAACCACGGAGGCCAGACCGGGGGUUCCCACAACACCACGCGCUACAUGCUGAAGAAGCAGCACCGCCACAGACGCAGGUCCUCUUCACCUAUGGGCAGGGUCAUUCUCAUCAACGCACCUGUUGAUGGAGGGGAUGACUGUGAAGACAUUCACACAGUGACAGUAGACAAGAGUCCAGAUGGGCGGCUGGGUUUCAGUGUCCGCGGGGGCUCUGAGCAUGGACUCGGCAUAUUUGUCAGCAAGGUGGAGGAUGACAGCCCUGCAGCGCAGGCUGGGCUGACUGUGGGCGAUAAGCUGGUGGAGGUGAAUGGGGUCAGCCUGGAGAGCAUCACCAUGAGCAGCGCGGUGAAGGUCCUGACGGGCAACAACAGGCUGCGGAUGGUGGUGAGGCGGGUUGGAAAGAUCCCAGGCAUCCGCUACUCAAAGGAGAAGACCACAUGGGUGGAUCUGAUUCACCGGCGUAUGGUGGUGGAGGAGAGCGGCCGUACACCGUCAGAGGCCAGUUCAGACAGCGCUCUACGCAGGAUCAUACAUCUCUUCACCACAUCAGAUGACUACUGUCUGGGCUUCAACAUCAGAGGAGGCAAAGAGUUCGGACUGGGAAUUUAUGUUUCUAAGUUGGACCCGGGUGGGCUUGCCGAACAGCAUGGCAUCAAAAUGGGCGAUCAAAUCCUCGCAGCCAACGGGAUCAGCUUUGAUGACAUCACCCAUAGCAAUGCAGUCGAGGUCCUGAAGAGCCACACCCACGCCAUGUUGACCAUCAGGGAAGCUGGGAGAUACCCUGCAUACAAGGAGAUGGUGGCAGAAUACGGCUGGCUCGACAAACUGGCCAAUGGGGGCCCUGCUCCUUUCUCCCAGGGUUCAGACUCCAACUCCUCUGCCUCCUCGUUGUCCUCCAGCACCCCUCUAAGCUCCCUCAGUGGUCUCUCUCAGGUCUUUUUCCCUCCUGUCUUUGGCUCCGACAUGGUAGACGUCGCCAUCUCCACAGAGGACCGCUCCAGACGUCAAAGCAGCGCAGAGCGAACUGCUGACACCGCCAUACAGACAGACCCCUACCCUCCAAACUACCCGGACCACCCCUCGACUAAUGGGUCAUACCACGACAGGCUGGUCGCCACAGAAACCAGCCGGACUGUAGGUGCCACAGUGCUGCUGAAGGACACAGUCAUACGCGGGAAAGGGGAAGGGCCGAGGGAGAUGGGAGGAGCUGGAGAAGGAGGGCGGUCCCGUACAAGGACGCUGUCAUCUGGGGACCAGGAAGUAGUGAAACACUCUCCUAAGACGGAAGCGCUGAUGGCCCUAAGCAGACCACGGAAGCCAAUCAGACGUUCCCAGAGCCACAUCACUGCGUCAGAGGACAGAGAAAAAAAGAAGAGGCAACAGAAGGAGAAGCGCUCGGGAGAGGGUAAAACCAGCCUGCAGCGAUCUAAAACCUUUGUCAACCUGCUCUUUAAGAAAGACCGGAAAGAGAAGAGCCGCUCCAAGUCACCGUCUCACCAUGCCGACAAAGAUAAGGAGCGGGGUCGUCCCUUCCAACUCUUGACCUCUCCGAGGGAAUCCCGUGCUGGGGUUAAAGACAGCAGCCCGCUGCCCCGACCAGAGACCCUGCAGCUCGUGGAGGACAUGGCAAAGAGACUGCUCAGCCAGGAUGAAGUGGCUGCUGUGAUGAGACACUGUCGGCGGUUUUUGUCCGACAAUGUGAUUGAGGAUUUAGUGCGUCCCCUUUUGGCAAUCUUGGACAGGCCAGAGAAACUGCUACUUGUCAGAGAAAUAAGGAUGCUGAUACCUACUACUGAGGUGGCUCGGUUUGACAGCAUGGUCAUGCCCUUUGAGCUGGAGGCGUACGAUAUUCUCAAGAGUCGCUCUGCUCGUUCUCCAGCUCUGCGCUCCCCCCGCAGUGGAACCCCUCGACGUCACCUCAUCACCCCAAUCCCAGACUACAGAGGUGGGUUCCAGCUCCAGCCAGUCCAGGACACACUUCAGGAGCGUCAGUUGAUUGAGGAGUUGGAGAGAUUACGUUUGUCCGGCCAACAGUCAGGCCAUCUGCCUCCAUCCCGUGCCUUCACCCCUCUGCUGGAUGUACCUGUGGACAACUACAUCUCCUCUACUGGGCGCUCGCGCUCCCUGAGCCCCUUACCCACCCACAGCUUCCUCCUCACCGAAUCACCACACAGCACCCAACGUGGGCACCAACACCAUCGCUCCCCUAACAGAAGAGAGAAUGGGGCGUCGCGGUAUGAUGAGGUCUCCUUGUUGUCAGUGUCUGACCGGGGAGACGUGGCUUCUGAACGAGGGAGGUCACCUGUGAGGAACGGUCAUGGGAGAGCGAGGAGGGAGGCGAGUCCCGAGAGCGUAGAUGGCAGACAGGGCAGGCAGGAGGGCUACACAGAGGUCAGUGUACAUGUUCCUUCCCAACAGCGAGGGAGAACCCCGCUGGCUGAUGUGUUUGAGCCACGGAGAGACAAGAGUCCGUCCACAGGCAGAGAGAGCAGUCAGCAGCUAAAUGGACAUUCACAAAAUGGUCACGGUGUGAAAAGAAGAGCAACUCUGCUGCCUGAGGAGUAUGAAAUCCACACUUUGACCAUCUCUAAGGGCAAGCAGUCACUGGGUAUUAGUAUCUCUGGAGGUAUGGAGUCUAGAGUCCAGCCCAUGAUAAAAAUUGAGAAAAUCUUCCCAGGAGGAGCUGCAUCUAUGAAUGAGGCUCUGAAGGCAGGGUAUGAGUUGUUGUCCGUGGACGGCGAGAGUCUGCAGGGGGUGACUCAUCAGCACGCGGUGGAUGUAAUUCGCAGAGCGUUCAGCAACAAGGCCAAAGACCCGAUGGUUUUUGUGGUCAAGGUCUCCAAGGUCCCUACCACCCCCACUAGCCCCAGGAGACCUGCGGACUGACCUCUGUGUGCCUCACAGUCGGACUGCAGUUCGGGCAUGAAGGACACCAAAACCCUGCAACUCCUGUGGGAGCGAAUAAACUACAGGAUUCAGAGAGGAUAUGGGAUGGGUAGAUCUCCGGUCAUAGUGGAGAGGAAGGGAUGCACAGAAGCAUUUGUCCUGCGAAAGGCAGAGUUAUGACAGUAAAUUUGUCAAAGAGAAAGGUGGACAUGCUGAAGCAGCUUAUUUAUCCGGAUUAAGAUUGUUAUAGGUCACUUUUGUUACGAUGAAAUGUAAGUGUUGAAGUAUAACUGUUGCAACUUUUAUAAAAUUCUUAGUGUUUUUACUAAAUGCCUACAUUGCACAUUAACUGGACAAAAAGUAUGUGUUUUAUGAUAAGAUCAUGGUUCAUGAAUUCCUCCUUGGUUGAAGUUGUGCCACUAUUUGUCG
Molecule: messenger RNA, 4086 nt
Organism: Sebastes umbrosus (honeycomb rockfish)
Lineage: Eukaryota; Metazoa; Chordata; Actinopteri; Perciformes; Sebastidae
Gene: pdzd7a
Product: PDZ domain containing 7a
Exons: 16
Coding region: 706-3657 (983 amino acids)
Biological process (GO): auditory receptor cell stereocilium organization; sensory perception of sound
Cellular component (GO): cilium; stereocilia ankle link complex; stereocilium tip
Molecular function (GO): protein binding
Source: RefSeq, a predicted model, not a curated record